Eimeria mitis is the source of this 1827-nucleotide messenger RNA. RefSeq lists its product as uncharacterized. Lineage: Eukaryota; Apicomplexa; Conoidasida; Eucoccidiorida; Eimeriidae. The record is from RefSeq and is a predicted model, not a curated record. The coding region runs from base 1 to 1827 and encodes 608 amino acids. The transcript is spliced from 3 exons.
AUGGGUCUGUCGUUGGCUGGAGGAGCGCAGCAGCAGCAGCAGCAGCAACAACAACAGCAGCAGCAGCAGCAGCAGCAAUGGCAGCAGAUUGAAUAUAAAUAUAUACAAACACUCACGCAGAGUACCCUGGGCUUACGCGCUAAGCUUCUGGUGUAUGGACACCCGGAGGUGCGCAGGGGCCUCCUCUUCCUGCAGCCGCAAAACGUACAUGUUCUAUGGGGGGGCCUCCCCAGGCCCAACGAGGCAGCAGACACAGAAGAAGAAGAAGAAACAAUAGCAAAGCUGCUGCAGCAGCAACAGCAACAGCAGCAGCAGCAGCAGCAACAGCAGCAACGGCUCCCAACUGCUGCGCCUGCUCCAGGAAUUGCUGCUGCAGCUCCCCGUACCUUCCCCCCCAAUGCUGCUCCUUCUGGGGCCUUGGGGGCCCCCGCUCCUCAGACGCCAGCUGCAGCAGCAGCAGCAGCCUCGGGGCGCCCGCAGCAGCCACAGCAAGGGUCCCCCACGCCCGGCCAGGGGCCCCCAGGCUUUAUGCAGGGGGGCCCCCAAGGCAGCGAUCAGGGGCCCCUAGCCACGUGGAAGGGCCCCCAGACAUCCUUUCAGAGGCCCUUCAACACAGGUCAGGGGCCCCCCGCGCCAACGACCAGCUCGGGGGCGGCUGCGGAGGGGCCCCUGUCUCGCGUUUGGCCUGGGGCCCCCCAGACGUGGCAGGGGCCCCCUGCAUCAGGAGCUGCUCCGGGGCCCCUGAGCUGCUCCAGCUCUGUUGUUAACGACGAGUCUUCUCUUCUUCUUGACCUAGAAGAUAUUGCAGACGCUUUCGGGGAAAACCCACCGGCACAGCAGCCAGCCCCUCUCCAGUGGAAGACCCAGGGGCCCCCUGCGGUACCCACACAGGGGCCCCCUUCGGCGCAUCCGCACGGGGGGCCCUCGUGGGCACCUCAGCAAGGGCCCCACCAGGGGUCCCCUCAGGGGCCCCCCACGGGGUCACCCCAGGGGGCCCCCACCGGGAUAACCCAAGGGCCCCCCCUGGGGUCACCCCAGGGGGCCCCCACGGGGACACCGCAGGGGCCCCCUCAGGCGCCGGCGAGGAUGCCUCAUAAGGAGUCUCGACCUGGCUCACUGGCGGAUAUUCCAUUCGAAAGCCAGGGGGCCCCCCAAGCGGGGUACCCACCUGUGGCAGAUCAGGUGCCUGCUCCGGGGCCUCUUCAGUGGCCCUCAGUUUCUGAGCCGAUGCCGCAGCAGGUUAUUCUUGAGGAUAGGCCUGCAGCAGCAGCAGCACAGGUGGAGCGGCGAGAGUGCUUCGCGGGUGUCUGUACACCUCGAAAUGACUCCUUGUUGACAGCCUCAGGAGAGCCGCACGUUGCCUUGCCUUCUCCAGAGGCCUCAGGGGCCCCUUCUGCGUGGCAGAGCCAGGGCGGUGCUGCAGCAGAAGAGGGAGAGGGGGCUCCUUUCUGGGUGUUUGGCGCUGUGAUUAACGCAAGGCAGCGAGAGGAGGCGGGGGCUGAGUGGCAGCUGCUGAUGACAGACGGGCUGCGCGUGUUCCCUGCUGUGAGUGCGGCGGACGUAGCCAACGAAAUUAUUCAGAAAGUCGAAUACCCGCCGUUGCUUUCUUUGAUGUCAGCUGCGGAGAAGAUGAGGAGUGCUCAGGGUCACUUCCUGCUGCAGAUUCAACGGGAAAACGAUCACAGCCAGAGAGUGCAAAUCAUCGGGUUUCAGAUCAACGCACCUCGCGAUGAAAUAGCCGAAAAACUGCAGUAUCUUCGUUCUCUCGUGGCCGCAGAAAGGCAAAUACAGACUCAAAACGGAGAACAACAUAUCAAUAAAGAGUGA